Molecule: messenger RNA, 4279 nt
Organism: Mercurialis annua (annual mercury)
Lineage: Eukaryota; Viridiplantae; Streptophyta; Magnoliopsida; Malpighiales; Euphorbiaceae
Product: pentatricopeptide repeat-containing protein At1g71420
Exons: 1
Coding region: 115-2361 (748 amino acids)
Biological process (GO): RNA modification
Molecular function (GO): zinc ion binding; RNA binding; protein binding
Source: RefSeq, a predicted model, not a curated record
GGAAAAAAAACAUUGAACAACCUGACAUACAUGCCCUCCAAACAUAGAAUUCCUACCAGACAGAAGAGUUAAAAGUGGAUUUGAGAUAAUCAAUGAUUGUUCUAUUUGAUAGCCAUGUCCCGACCAAGUAGUCGUGCGUGGUAUUUCUCCAUCCGAAGCUUCACCUCCAGCUCUCAUCUCCCAUCUUCUUGCACGCCUCACAAAGCCAAUGACCUUCUCAACGAGGUUCGCAUCCUAUCCACGAGCGGCCACAUUGACCAAGCUCUCUCCCUCUUUUACAAUGCAUCACUGCCGCCACUCCCAUACUCUGAACAAACCUACACCGCUCUCUUUCAUGCAUGUGCACGCCACGGAUACCUUCAACAAGGCAUUAAUUUACACCAACACUUGCUUUCUAAUAACAAUAACUCCAAUCACGAACUGGGUGUCUUUGUAACUAACCAUUUGAUCAACAUGUAUGCGAAAUGCGGGAGUUUAAAUUAUGCGCGACAACUAUUCGAUGAAAUGCCUGACAGAAAUGUUGUUUCUUGGACUGCUCUCAUUUCUGGGUACGCGCAACAUGGUCAUGUUUAUGAGUGUUGUAGUUUGUUUUCUUGUAUGUUGAAGCACUGCCAGCCGAAUGAGUUUGCGUUUACGAGUAACCUUACUUGUUGCGACUAUGUACAUGGCAAGCAGGUUCACGGUCUUGCUAUGAAAAUGGGAUUGGAUGGUACUGUUUAUGUUGGAAAUGCUCUUAUUUCAAUGUAUGGUAAUAAUGGUGAUAUAAAUGAAGCUUGGACUGUGUUUCAGAAUUUGAAAAUUCGUAAUAUUGUUUCUUGGAACUCAAUGAUUGCGGGGUUUCAGGUUAGGAAACUUGGGGCUCAAGCUCUUCAUCUUUUUAGCCAAAUGCAUAGAAAUGGAAUUGGGUUUGACCGUGCCACGUUGCUUAGUGUAUUAUCUUCAUUGACUGAAGGCUGUAUUCAUAGCCAUGAUGUGGGUUGGGAUUUUUGUUUUCAGCUGCAUUGUCUUAGUAUCAAAAGUUCCUUUCUGUUGCAAGUUGAAGUUGUGACGGCAUUCGUGAAAGCUUAUUCUGAUCUUGGCGGAGAGGUUACUGAUUGUUACAGCCUUUUCUUGGAGAGUUCUUGUUGUCGCGAUAUUGUUGCGUGGACUGGGAUUAUAACAGCAUGUUCUGAACGACAACCUGAAGAAGCUCUCUUCCUUUUUCGUCAGUUGCGAAGGGAAUACUUGGCUCCAGACUGGUAUACAUUUUCAAGUGUGUUGAAAGCUUGUGCAGGUCUAGGGACUGAGAGGCAUGCCAUGGUGAUUCAUUCCUUAGUAGUUAAAGCUGGGUUCGAGGGUGAUGCAGUGCUUGACAACGCCUUGAUCCAUGCCUAUACAAGGUGUGGCUCCAUUUCUUUGUCCAAACAAGUUUUUGAUGAAAUGGGAUCUCGUAAUUUAGUUUCUUGGAACUCAAUGCUGAAGGCAUAUGCCCUGCAUGGCCAAGCUAAGGAGGCACUGCAUGUCUUUUCUGAAAUGAAUGUCCGUCCUGAUUCUGCUACUCUUGUAGCUCUCCUUUCAGCAUGUAGCCAUUCUGGGUUGGUGGAGAAAGGUAUUGAAAUCUUUGAGUCAAUGUCUGUCAAUCAUGGUAUUUUUCCACAAGUAGAUCAUUAUGCUUGUAUGGUUGAUAUUCUCGGGCGAGCUGGACGUGUUGUUGAGGCAAAUGAACUUAUAAGCAGAAUGCCAAUGAAGCCCGAUUCUGUAGUUUGGAGUGCACUGCUUGGCUCAUGUAGGAAGCAUGGUGAGACACACUUGGCCAAGUUAGCAGCUGAUAGACUGAAAGAGUUGGAACCGAGAAACUCACUAGGCUAUAUACAAAUGUCAAACAUUUAUUGUUCUGGAGGUAGUUAUACUGAAGCAGGAGUAAUUAGGAAUGAAAUGGCAGGCUCUAGAGUAAGAAAGGAACCUGGUUUAAGCUGGAUUGAGAUUGGUAAUAGGGUACAUGAGUUUGCCUCUGGAGGCAGACGCCACCCUCAAAGACAGGCCAUAUGCACCAGGCUUGAUGUCCUGAUUGGGCAGUUAAAGGAGAUAGGCUACAUGCCAGAGACAAGCUCGGCAAUUCAUGAUAUUGAGGAGGAACAUAAAGAGGAGCAGUUGUACCAUCACAGUGAGAAGCUGGCUUUGGUGUUUGCUGUGAUGAAUGAAGAGAGUCAGAAUUGUGGGAGAAGUGUAUUAAAAAUCAUGAAGAAUAUUAGAAUAUGUGUCGACUGUCAUACCUUUAUGAAGUUAGCAUCAUAUCUUCUAUGUAAGGAGAUUGUUGUGAGAGACUCAAACCGCUUCCACCAAUUUAAAAAUGGUAUAUGCUCUUGUAGUGAUUAUUGGUAGCAAAUGGGGGCAGCAUAGAGAAAUCCUAUAUAAUAGCUUUCAACUGCUUCGGUUAUGGUUCAACAACUGUUAUGGCUGCUUUGAGUUCAUCCUUUACAUAUAGAGAAGAGGGUUGAAUAUGAGUUUCGGUGAUUGAUGUUAGAGUGAAGUGUGCUAUAGAUCUAAAAAGCAAUUGUGGCAGCAAAUAAAUUGUGGGUCCAACUAAAGCAAUUAUUUUGAUUAACCUGCAUAAAUGGCAGGCUGACAAUGAAGAACAUUCGUGAUUGUGUGGGUAAAACUUAGCUUCAUUGCUUGUGGAGCUGAAUGAGGCACAGAAACAACAUUGUCAAUUUUAUGACAUCUGACUCGUUGAACUGCAGCUAGUAGGAUACUUGGAAUACCGACUUUGAGAUCUGAUUGAGAGAUGAAAUGAUUUGAGGUUCAUGCAGGUUAAGACUGAACUUUCAAACAGUGGAAAUUAGCAGAUGUUGCUUGAUCAUGCAUUCACCUAUGAGCACCAAUCCACAGCAGUUCUUUGAGCCAGAUCUGGGAUAUAUGCAAUGAACCAUCAUGAGGAUUCAGAACUCAUUUCUUUCCAGCCUCUGCAUAUGCAGUAACUAAACUUAGUAAAUCCUAUAUUUAAAGUGCAGAGUUGAAAUGAGGCAUUGAAAUUCUGAAGACUGAAAAUGCAACGGCAGCAUCAAUUCACAUGUCUAGGUCUAUCUCUCUUCUCUAAUCUUGCUUUAGCUCUCUCUGUGUAGCUCUUGUAAUGAUGGCACUUAGCAACUGAUUCCGUGUUUGCCUAACUGGAAGUGAGAUUCCUAAAUGGUUAAGUCAUCAGAUCAGAGUCUGGGUUCUUUAGUUAUCAGUAAUCUGAUAGGAUUUGCUACUUGUGCUAUUUCAGAUUUCCACAUCCAGCUGCUCUUGUCCAAAUAAUUUUAGAAUACCUUACUAUCAUAGGCCAAAUAAUGUUCUACUUGCUUGUUUCUUUAUUACUAAUCAGUGUGAAUACCUUAUAAAUACUCUCACACGUGUCUCAUUCCCUAAUGGUAGCUUGGGCAAUAAAUGCACCCAGAUUGGGUCAGAUCACAUUUGGCUACUGUAAGCUUGCAUCUUGUCAAAGAUGAACUUAACCAUCUUAGGCCAUGUUUAGUUUGGAGGAUGAGGGAGGUUGGGAGCUGAUAAAACAUUUUCAAGAGUUGUUAUCAGCUGUUGGAUUUCAUCUAACAGUUCCAACAAUUCAUAACAAUAAUAGUUGAAUCAAAUAGUCCCUUACGCUAUCAUUUUAUCAUUGGUAUGGAUCUGGUCCGCAUAUACAUAUUCGGAAGAGUACUCUGCGCCUUGUAUAUGCAGAAGAUGUGAAAUGAGCAAAUAAAAUUAAUGGAGUAUACAGCAUAUUUUUGAAGUUUUAAACGAACUUAUAUUCAGAAACUUGCUUCUCUUCGGCUUACAUUUAGAAACUUGCUUUAUCAAUUGCUGAAAAUGAUCAUUAUUGCAUUCUUACUAGUUAAUCCGUCACAAAUGAUGGAGAUUGAGCAUUCACUUUCCGUUAUAAAUUUGUAAGAGUCUAAGUUUUCCAUCACAAAAAAAGAAGUGAUGCCUUUUAUGCUGACAGUCAGAAAUCAGUGGAAGUUUUUUUUGUAGUGUAGGAGCAGUCAUAUUAAGUUUGUUAAACUGUAAAUUCAGAUCAAUUUCAUAUUUUGGGUGCAGCUCUUGGAUCAGCUGUUAUUUUUGAAUUCCUGGUGGUACUUUGUCUUGGAAUAAUUCUUCUAUUUUUUACAUGCAUGUCUAUUGUCUUAUUUAGUUCCCUAUAUGUCAAAUGCGUGUCUCUGUUCUCUUUCAUCUGAAAAAUUUCAGAAUUUUGUUUUCUCAUAAUUUAUUUUAAUCAUAUGACUUCAUGUUCUGUAGUUGUUUCAGCAAUUUUCAGAUGAACAAGCCA